This is a messenger RNA of Auanema sp. JU1783, 858 nucleotides long. Lineage: Eukaryota; Metazoa; Nematoda; Chromadorea; Rhabditida; Rhabditidae. The record is from the annotation of a GenBank genome assembly.
AUGACUCCUGAUACUAAGGAUAUGAAGCUUUAUGAGGCUGCUCAAGUAAAGAGAUUCGCCUUCUUCGGAAUCGCUGUUUCCACUAUUGCUUCAUUGGUUGCCAUCAUUGCUAUCCCCAUGCUCUGCAUGCACACCCAGGGAGUUCACAGCAACGUUCAACAAGAGUUGACUUUCUGUCGCUCUAGAACUUCCAACAUGCGUGAGGAGCUCCGCAAACUUGUUGUUACACGUACCCCUCGUGAGAAGAGAUCCACUGCUGAACUCUGUUGCUCUUGUGGAGUUGGAGCUCCAGGACCAGCUGGAACUCCAGGAGACCAAGGAGAGCCAGGACGUGACGGUAAAAAUGGACAAGCAGGAGCCCCAGGACCUGAUGCCCAAGACAACAAUGCCAAGCCAAGACCAGAAGACUUCUGUUUCGAAUGUCCAGAUGCCCCAGCUGGACCACCAGGACCACCAGGACCACACGGACCACCAGGACCACGUGGAGGACCAGGACCUCUCGGAGGACACGGAAAGCCAGGAAACAGCGGACCACCAGGACCACAAGGAACUGCCGGACCAGCUGGAGGAGACGGAGAAGCCGGAGCCCCAGGAACCCCAGGAUUCAAGCACUUUGCUCCAUCCCCACAAGGAGAGGCCGGAUCACCAGGAGAGGCUGGAGCUCCUGGACACGAUGGAUUCGAUGGAAGACCAGGCAAACCAGGACGUCCAGGACAUAUGGGACAACCAGGAGAGCCAGGACAAGCUGGAAGCCCAGGAAAAGACGGAGAGGACGGAGCCCCAGGAAAGCCAGGAAGCAAGGGAAGCAAGGGAAGCUGCGACCACUGUCCAGUCCCAAGAACUGCUCCAGGUUAUUAA